Molecule: messenger RNA, 796 nt
Organism: Cygnus olor (mute swan)
Lineage: Eukaryota; Metazoa; Chordata; Aves; Anseriformes; Anatidae
Product: gallinacin-7-like
Exons: 3
Coding region: 383-583 (66 amino acids)
Biological process (GO): defense response
Cellular component (GO): extracellular region
Source: RefSeq, a predicted model, not a curated record
AGUAAAAUUCAUGGGUCUGUGUUGGUUUCAGAGGAAUCUGUCCUGUGUCAUACAGGUCUGGAAUAUCAUUUUUCAAUGCAAGAAGACCAGGACAAUUUAAGUUGAAAGGAACUGUGGGGACUUCUAGUCUGAAUCCCUGCUCAAAGAAGAUGUGGUUAGGUUGGGUCAGAGCUGCAUUUAGGGAGGUUUUGAAUGUCUCCAAGCAUGCAGUUUCCACUCCAUUCUUCAUUCAAGUUCACUGUAUUUUAUAAGCCUCUGGGUUUCGUCAUUCAGGACAUGUUUUAAGCACUCCCCCAGUCAGGAGGGAGCAGGCCAUGCGGUGAAUUUUGGUCUUGUGGUCUCUGUUCCUUGCAGAUAAGGACUUCACAGCUCAGCAGUGGCCAUGAGGAUCCUUUACCAGCUCCUGGCUGUCCUCUUCAUGGUGCUCCAAGGAGUGGCAGGUCAGCACUUCUUCCCUAGGCCAGUCGACCCUUGUGUACUCCAAAAUGGAAUCUGCUUUCCGGGGAUAUGUCGGCGGCCAUAUUACUGGGUUGGAACGUGUCAUAAUGGAGGUUCCUGCUGUGCGAGGGGGUGGAGGCACUGAUGACUCCCUGGAUUCUCCUUGGAAAUCCUUUCCGCAUCUACCUAGUGGCCUCUCAAUCACCCUGACCCCAUCACUCCUGGUGGCACAUCUUGCUCUCACAAGUUUCCUUUGCACUGAAGCAAACAACAGCAUCUGUGAAAACAUAAAUUUGGACCAGGCCUCACCACAGAAACCAUUUCUUUCCUCCCUUUAAUAAAAUUACUUCUGAUGGCA